GGGCUCCUUUUGCAAUGUGUCGCCGGCUGUUGAGUUGUAACUUAUUCGCUGAGACCAAUAGAUGCAUAACCGUUCUUUCAGCUGCUAGCUUCCUGAAGAGAUUUCCAAGAAAAGAAUGAGCCUGUUUUUUGUUUUCAUGUCGAUCUGUGGGUCUUCUCUCUCGUGAAGUAUCUCGAUUUCGAAAAAAGUAUGGCGCUGGUUUCAGCUCGAAAGGUGGGGCGUGUCGUUCUAUUUGGAGUACUUGCGGCAUGUCUGUGCACAUUGAGCUCCGAAGCUGGUACAACACCAGUACAUCGAAGGCACGCUCACGAUCCAGAAGAUUCCACUAACAGCGAGAGCGACGUUCGCAGCGGUGGCGCUUUUUGCAAAGUGCGCCCGGAACCUGUUCUACGACCUCACGUGUAUGAUUAUCGGGAUGCAAGUGGUCUGACCCAUGCAACUUGUGACAGCGGUAGCCACUCUGCAGACGGUUUGGCUUUGGAGCAGAGCAGCGAACAACAGAACGACACGAAUCCAGCACCUAAUGAUAGCUCUACUAGAUUUUCGGAUCUCGUAGAGCACUACAUUUCGCUUUCCUACUCCAAGCGGGCGGGCACAAUACCCAUGAAGGAACGAGACGCGCUGAAGCAGACUUCUACGAGCGGCAGUAGUCCAACGUAUGGCGAGAUUACUGCGGAGGGGCUUCACACCUUGUUUGCAAACGUCGGCAAACUCGACGGCAGCGACGUUUUCUACGACUUAGGGUCCGGCGUUGGGCGCGCAGUGAUGCGGACGUAUUUGAAUUACAAUGUCAAAAAAGCGGUUGGCAUCGAGUACAGUAAGACACGCCACGAGCGAGCGCUGGAAGGGGGUGAGACUCUGUUGGCGCAUUUGCGAAACGACACAACUUUGUCAGGGGCGACCUUGAGCCGACUCCUGGAUGGGACAAAAAGCUUCGAAUUUCGGCAUGCAGACUUUCUGCAGACGAACCUCUCUGACGCGACGUUGAUUUAUACCUGUAGCGCGUGUUUUUCGCCCGAGCUCCUUGACAUGCUGCACACCAAAGUGGUGAAAGAGUGUCCGAAGCUGCGAUAUCUGAUUUCGGUGCGGAGGCUCUCCCUACAUACGGUUUCGAAAAAGCCGCCUCCUGGCCUGGAAGACAGUCGCAAGCUGCUCGUAGAAAAGUUUGUGGACGACGCUAAGUUUUCCUGGUCUGAUCACAGCUACCUGAGAUUUUACGCGUUUGAGGAGAGAAACGCGACAAGGGUAGAUGCUCCCCCAGUAGCCAAGUCUCUUCCAGUUGGCAUUGAGCGCGGGCUUUUGAAUGAAGACGAUUUCGCUUCGUAAAUGGCGCGCGCAGUAUUUCGCUCUGGUUUUUU
This is a messenger RNA of Amoebophrya sp. A120, 1358 nucleotides long. NCBI's taxonomy places the organism in Eukaryota, Dinophyceae, Syndiniales, Amoebophryaceae. The record is from the annotation of a GenBank genome assembly.